Triticum turgidum subsp. durum (durum wheat) is the source of this 819-nucleotide messenger RNA. The record is from the annotation of a GenBank genome assembly. Lineage: Eukaryota; Viridiplantae; Streptophyta; Magnoliopsida; Poales; Poaceae.
AUGGCGAGCGCGGAUCUGCUGCGGAGGGAGGAGGAGUUCUACGAGUCCCUGUUCGAUUCCGCCAAAGGCGAUGCCGCUGCCGCCAAGACGCGUGGGCAGAUGAUUGAGAGGAAGAUUGAAGCCUUGGAGGACAUGGCAACCAAGGUUAGUAACCGGAGGUCUCGCAGAUGGUUGAAUGAUCGCUUGCUGAUUGAGCUCGUCCCUCGUCUUCAUGUUGAAGAAAUCAAAGGCCUCUUUGCCCCUCCGCCAUUUGGUGAGGAAGCACCACUGUCAGCAUUUUGCAGGACAAGUGUUGGUGAGUGGGAUGCCUUCAGGAGCAUUGACAUGGACGUUGAGGCAAGAUUUAUGCAACGGAUGAAACAAUCCUCAGCUAAGCAGAAGAAUCUUGUGAAUGAAGAUGAGUCAAUUGUGCUGAAUGCUUGGCGCCGUAUAGAUUGCCAAACAAGAGAAGCUAUGAAGAGAAACUUCCUACCUGAACUGCUUGAAAUAUAUGAGGAACGGAUCAGGGCCUUCAUUGAAGACACUACCGAUAAAGAUGUGCUUGUGUUGAAUGUCCAGGACCCAUUUCAGAGGUUGCUAUUACAUGGUGUGUGCGAGUUCUACAACGUAACGUCUACGACAACGGGUACUGUGCAAGAUGGAAAGCCGUGGAAGACGACAACAAUCAAGAAGCGUUCGGGGACGGGUGUUGCCCCCAUGAUCACAUUGAAGCAUAAUUGUGCUUCACGUGAUGUACAAAUGUACUUUUCACUUUUUGAACAACACAAUUUGCACGUCAGACGGAAGCACAACUAUGCUUCAUACAAUGAACAACCAUGA